AUGGGGUUUUCUUGGGAAGACGCGCAGGCAGUGCUUGCUGCUGCAGCAGACCCCGAGAAGCUCGAGGAAAUUGCCCAGCGCCUCUCCACUGAGGAGGAAAAGGAGUAUUCCAAAAGCCUCAUAGCCCUCGAAAAAGAAGAAGUCCUUCUCAAGCCCAACCCCAGAAGAUGGGUGGUGCUGCCGAUUGUGCACCACGAAGUGUGGAACAUGUACAAAAAAGCCGAAGCUUCUUUUUGGACCACCGAAGAAAUCGACAUGAGUGCCGACUUGGCCGACUGGGCCACUUUGGACUCCAACGAGCAGCACUUCAUCAAACACGUCCUGGCCUUCUUCGCCGCCAG
Eimeria necatrix is the source of this 341-nucleotide messenger RNA. RefSeq lists its product as hypothetical. The transcript is spliced from 2 exons. Gene Ontology annotation, cellular component: cytosol. The record is from RefSeq and is a predicted model, not a curated record. The annotation marks the transcript as partial. Gene Ontology annotation, molecular function: ribonucleoside-diphosphate reductase activity, thioredoxin disulfide as acceptor. Gene Ontology annotation, biological process: deoxyribonucleotide biosynthetic process. Lineage: Eukaryota; Apicomplexa; Conoidasida; Eucoccidiorida; Eimeriidae.